This is a messenger RNA of Colletotrichum gloeosporioides, 966 nucleotides long. Its product is annotated as NmrA-like family domain-containing protein 1. Bases 1 to 966 code for a protein of 321 amino acids. The transcript is spliced from 2 exons. Lineage: Eukaryota; Fungi; Ascomycota; Sordariomycetes; Glomerellales; Glomerellaceae. The record is from RefSeq and is a predicted model, not a curated record.
AUGACCAUCUCCUCCGAUUCAACCGCGCCUCUUAUUGCCGUCGUUGGCUCAACAGGCCUGCAGGGCGGCAGUGUCAUCAACAAUCUAGCGCUGUCGGACAAGCCGUACCGUAUUCGCGGUCUCACUAGAGAUGCGAAGAAAGACAAGGCUCAGGCUCUUGCGAAGCGGGGUGUCGAGGUUUGGACCGUUGAUCUGUCCGCCGACAACGCUGAAGGAAUCCAAAAGUCAUUCCAGGGUGCCACCUAUGUCUUUAUCAUGACCAACUUCUGGGAGCAUGUCGACAAAGCCCGUGAGAUAGCCGAGGGCAAAGCCUUGGUUGAGGCAGCCCACAAGGUCGGAGUCAAACUGCUCCUAGUCUCCUCCGAACCCAACGCUACAAGCGUGACAAACGGAAAUCUUACAAAGGUCUAUCAUUUCGACUCGAAGGCGGAAAUCUCCGACCAUGCGCGAGCCUUGGGUGUGCCGUUCGUCGACAUCCACGCCGCUGGGUACAUGAACAACUUCACUACGUUCAGCCAUCCCAGACCUGCUGGAGAUGGUUCUUAUGUUGUCGAUGGCACCUGGCCUGAAGACUUUCGAAUGCCGCUCCUCGACACCUACCAUGAUUUUGGUCUGUUUGUCCAGCUGGCUAUCGAGUCAGAUGAAUUCAACAGGGGAGAUGGCAAAACCAUCUGGGCCUAUGGGGACCAGGUCACUAUCCCCGAUCAAGUGAGGAACAUCUCCACAGUCACAGGCAAAAAGAUUGCAUACAACAAGGUUACGGAGGAGCAAAGCAGGGCGGGUAUGGUGCAGGCUGGCCUUCCACCCUUUGUUGUCGAUGACAUGAUCGAAAUGUUCAAAUUCCAUGAGGUCUGGAACUCCGCCUAUGCGGCCGGAAGUCACAUCGAGCCUGCCAAGCUGGCACGUCGGCCGCGCACUUUCAAGGAAUAUGUUGAGAAUGAGGUCUGGAGUGCCGUAUUCUUGUGA